AUGUCGACAGCUUCGCUGUCGCAGAGUCGAGGGCCCUCGUCAUCCCCAUCCCCCGCUACUCUUCACCAACUGCGCUGUGAAAACGCUAUGCUGCUUAAGGAGAAGCAGUUCCUGACGCAAGCGGUCGCCUCAGGGCCUUCCACCUCGGCCCGUGUCAACAGCGUUCGCUAUAAUGCGGAUGCAGUGGAGCUGAAGUUACUCAUGGCCUACCAGAUGGCCUCCGAGCUUCACGACGCGGAGGGCUGCCGGGCUGCGGAGGUGCAAAUGCAGCAACGCGUGGCUGAAAUGGCCACCAAGGUGAAUAAGUUGCGCCAGCUGCUGGAGAUGGUUCAGAAGGACGUGCAGGAGGUGUUAGAGGCGAGCGGUGGCUGGGAAAGGCAGGCUGCUGCGUAG
Molecule: messenger RNA, 393 nt
Organism: Leishmania braziliensis MHOM/BR/75/M2904
Lineage: Eukaryota; Euglenozoa; Kinetoplastea; Trypanosomatida; Trypanosomatidae
Exons: 1
Coding region: 1-393 (130 amino acids)
Source: RefSeq, a predicted model, not a curated record